This is a messenger RNA of Metschnikowia bicuspidata var. bicuspidata NRRL YB-4993, 3220 nucleotides long. RefSeq names its product ubiquitin-specific protease. The coding region runs from base 364 to 2997 and encodes 877 amino acids. Gene Ontology annotation, biological process: protein deubiquitination. The record is from RefSeq and is a predicted model, not a curated record. Gene Ontology annotation, molecular function: cysteine-type deubiquitinase activity. Lineage: Eukaryota; Fungi; Ascomycota; Pichiomycetes; Serinales; Metschnikowiaceae. The transcript has a single exon.
GCCUGGCAUAGCGGCCUGGGUGCGAAAUCACCGGGCCAGAAAAGUGCAAGGCCACCCGGCAAGUACACGGCAUACAACAUUUGUUUCUUUGUUCUUCCUUGUCUGCUUUUAGCCCGUCCCACCAAGCACCCGCCACAGCAAGCACAGCGGGCCCUCGAGCGACACCAAGACCCCGCACGUGUCCUUUUUCCCGGCAGUCCGUGUCGUUUUUUUGCGUGCUCCCAAACGCCCCAGGCCAGCCAGUCGCAGGCCAGCCGAGGCGGCCCCAAACAGCCGGGCCGAUCCAGAAAAUCCCCCUGAAAUCCACGCCACACCGCCAGCAGGGCCCCACCGCGGGAAGGCACCUGAUACAGACACACGCCCAUGGCGCUGGCCGAAGAAACCCCGCCAUUUCUCCUGCGGAAACCGCCGGUUGCGGAUCUUGCGCCUGUUUUCUCGGACGCAAAUCCAGGGAGCCCGGUGCAGCCCGCCAAACAUGCCACAAGCCCGUACUCGCCGGCAGCAAACGGCAGGCUCGAGGCCGCCCGCGCCAAGUGCAUGUACCUCAUCAACCACGAGUUCCGGGCGCUCCAGCUCGACAGGCAGAUGGCCACGAUGUCCGUGUUUGACUUGAUCGACCACUGCGCGGCGCUUUUCGAGAAGCUGGCCGCGGCCAAGGACUCGGACAUCGACGAGCUGUUCCGGCUCUACGUGCGCUCGUUCCUCAUCUUCAACUACUUCGUCAACACGUUCAUUAUGCUCCACUUCAACGGCUUCGCGCGCUUCAUGGAGUCGGCCCACCAGGACUUCAUCAUCUACCUCAACCUCUACAACUUCUACCGCUGCGACGACAUCGUGGGGCCCCAUGCGUUCCACGUGCCGCCGCCGACCGUGCGUGCCUGGACCAUCGAGUACUUGGUGUCCAAGAACUUGCUCACGUUCGACGUGGACUUGCUCUACGCCUGGCUCGACCUGUACAUCGAGUACUUAAAGAACAAGGAGGCCGCCCACGCGGACCCCGCCGCGCCGAGCACAAACGCUUCGGGCCUGCUGUUGGCCCGCGGCCCACAAAGCCCCCGAAGCGGCCACGCCAUGCCCCGCCAGGCGGGAAACGACGACGUUCUUUCCGACUUCAACUCGCGCUUCCCGGACCUCCCGCUGCAGCUGCCGCCCAGCCUCGACCCGGCGAAAGCACCAUACCCCGUGUCGGAUCCUGCUCGCGACGACGCCGUACUUCCAUACCCGAUAGGCUCCGGGAACCAGCCUCUGAAAACGGAUGCAAUCUCCUUAGCCAAGGCCCGGGUGCUGCUGCUCCUGCCAGCCCCUGUCGCGGCACAUGCGCUUCCAGUGACAUCCCACCUGCCGUACGGCUGGGACCAUGUGCCCCCAUCCAACUCUGCAUUCCCCACAACCCACGGCUCAUCGCCCGGUUUGGCCCUAAACACGGCUGCAAGAAGCGGGAUCCCAAAGCACGGCUCCGAGCUCCGCCUCUCGCAAGCCCAACCGCUGUAUGCGACCCCCGGCCUGUUGGACACGCUGUAUGCGAUCCCGGGCCAGUUGGGCACGCUGUAUCCGCUAGAUCCACACAAAGGCCAAAGAAACGCUAUCAACCAUCAUCCUGGCCAGGCCUUAGAGUACACGCCCACGUUCAACGGCUCUUAUCUGCGUGCCUCACACAACACGCCGCCAAGACAGCAGCAGAACCUACAGCACCAACAUAUUCCUCAGAACCCUCAGAACUUUCAGCCGCUCCCUCAGCACCACUCCCAGCAAAGCCUCCAGCACAGACCUUAUAAUCGAAGCGGCUCUCAGCACCACCAUGAAAAACAAAAGGCAAACACACGCAAGGUAUUUGCCAUCUGCGGGUUGAAGAACUUGGGGUCUUCUUGCUACAUCAACCUGACGGUGCAAGUCUUGGCUGGCCUUGAGAAAUUCGAGACACUGCUUCUCCAGCGAAAGAAAAAACCAAACCCACAACCGCUCACAGACGCCACGGCAGGGCUCCUCACGACUUUCAAUGCGAACGGAGGCGCCAAUAUCGCACCCACCAAGUUCUUGCGGGUGCUUUCCUCACUCAAGCCCGAUUUCAACGUGCCUUUCGAGCAGCAGGACGCGCAGGAGUUUCUUCUUUUCCUCCUUGACAAGCUUCACGAGGAGAUGGCAAUAAAGCCGCAAGGAGACCCAGUGGACUAUCUAAGCAAAUGGAAUAUCACCGUCAACCCAAGGGACACUGACGACUACUUGAAGUGGUACAAAGACCUUGUUGACCACGAGGGCGAGUCGCCGAUAAACGACACGUUCCAGGGUCAUGUGCAAAGUAAGUUGGUGUGCAACAAGUGCGGCCAUCGCUCUGUCAGUUACAGCCCUUUCACGAUCCUCUCUCUCCCGAUCCCGGCUGGGAACAACCAGACGGUAGACUUGACAGACUGCUUGCGGUAUUUCACUCAAGAUGAGGUUCUCGCUGGUGAGAAUGCAUGGAACUGUCCUAAAUGCAACAAGUCUAGCGGCAACGACAACCCUAUUGACGUUGUGUUCCAGCCCAAGCGGGGACUCUUCCGCUUGAAGCGAAGCAAGUCCCCGGCCAAAAGAGGCCAGAGUACUCAAGUGUAUGCUAACAAAUCCACGUCGAUCUCAAUAAAGCAGCUCAGCUUCAUCAAGUUGCCCCCCGUGAUGUUCAUCCACCUCUCGCGGUUCUCCAUGGCCAAUGUCACCGAUAAACUCAACACAACCAUCGUGUAUCCAUUGCGUUUGAAGUUCAACCAUCUGGGCCACGAUAUCUACUAUAGCUUAACUGGGCUCAUCAACCACUAUGGGUCUUUGAAGAGUGGGCACUAUACGUCGCUAGUCAACAAGGCCCCCGUUGACGGCGCAUAUAGAGAUCCGCUCCUGGACCCGAUCUGGUGUUAUUUUGACGAUGACCAUGUACGCUUUAAUGUCCAGCAUGGCAACGUUCAUUCCAACGACUACAACAAGUUGCACUCGAGAGACGUAUAUGUGUUGUGCUACGAACGGAAAUAGACACGUUGACUCUGUAUUUGCCUGUUGAACAUGUUCAUUGAACGUCUUAGCUCUAAAUGUCAAUUGCUACAUGUCUUUGAGGCUUUCUAAGCUCAAGUGUUCCCCUGAUCAUUCAAUUUUUUAUUCACAAUCAUUUGUAUUUUCAUUAGGUACCCGAAUUGUGAGUUCAUAGUCUCUACCAAAUAUAAAUCUGGAUUUAUCUAAUCUGCACGUGAGUUGAAGA